Molecule: messenger RNA, 1155 nt
Organism: Arabidopsis thaliana (thale cress)
Lineage: Eukaryota; Viridiplantae; Streptophyta; Magnoliopsida; Brassicales; Brassicaceae
Product: Inositol-pentakisphosphate 2-kinase family protein
Exons: 3
Coding region: 763-990 (75 amino acids)
Molecular function (GO): inositol-1,3,4,5,6-pentakisphosphate 2-kinase activity; ATP binding
Source: RefSeq, marked reviewed
AGAAAAUAAUCAAUUGCAUGACAUGAAAUUUUAAACAUACUAUAUGAUAAGAAAAAACAUAUAAAAUACAGAUUUGUAAAUCAUAAAUAUAUUAAAAGCAAUUACUCUGUUAAAAAUUCACCAACCAAAAAAAUCAUCAACUAACCAAACGCUGUCACGACCGGGAAUCUUUAAAUUAUUAUUUCAGAACCGGUUUUUCAAUUAAUUUACAGUUUAAAUUUAUUUUUAAUAGUUUUUAAUUAAGUUAAUAGCCCUCUUUAAAAUACACUAUUGGACCCCACAAAAAAAAUACAUCCUUGGAAGUGGUCUUAGUUUUAUCAUCUAAAAGAUAUGAAUUUGAUUUUGUAAAGGUUACAAUUAUUUCCAAGAAAUGUAUCAUAGACAAGUUGGAGGAAGAAGACGAAACGAAUCAGGUAAAUUGAAAUUAAGAAAGCUAUUAAGGUAAAAUUAAAAAAUGGGUAGAUUAGAAGUAGUUGUCUUUUCAUAAAACCCAAUAGUACUUGAAAUUGUUAGUAUAAGAAAUAUUCCAAGCUAUAACAUUAUUAUUAUAAGAGACCCUUAUUAAUAAUUUGGUAGCACGAUGACUCCAAAAGGAGUUUAUUGUUUAAAGAAAGACGAAAACAUGGAGAGUUGUUGACGCAGAGAGUUACUUAGAUGCUUCACCCAAGAAGAGUCCUCAUAAUCAUAAAAUCAAAGCAUCUCUCUUCUUCCUAAACGUCGACGAUCGAGAGGAGAGUUCUUGGCGCCAUCAAGAUUCAAAAGAUGGAGGAGAUUGUUUUUGAAACAAAAGAUGCACUUGAUUGGUCAUAUAGAAGCGAAGGAGUUGUGAAUUUGGUUCUCGCUUACUCUGGAUCCUCUCCCACUUUCGUACAUUUCAUUGAUCUUGAUAUGAGACCUUUGGAGAGAAUGGAAGCCUAUUACGAAUCAGACAAGAAGAUCAUGAAAACGUACCUGGAGAUGCUGAAGAAGAAAGGGGAUCGAUCAACCUAGAUUCUUCUAGAACUAUGCAACCUCUAACAGUUUCCUACAAUUUUCACUUGUAUCAAUUCAUAAGAUUCCCUUUACUUGAUAUGUUUCCUAGACUAAAAUAAAUAUAAAUGUUAAUUAUUUAUGUACAGUUAAAUGUAAAGUUCUCAGUAUCCCUCACUUAAGAAU